AUGGCAAGCAACGACACUUCUGCCGCUGCAGCGACUGCACCCAUCGUCUCCUGCGACUCUGGCUCGCCUUAUAAUGGCUCACUCGGUCUACGAGUCGGUGCUCUCUUCAUCAUCUUGACCACUUCGCUCGUUGGCACGCUGUUCCCCGUGAUUGCGAGGAGGAUACCCUCACUCAAGGUACCGACGGCGGCUUUCGAUUUCGUCAAAUACUUUGGCUCUGGCGUCAUCAUCGCUACUGCUUUCAUCCAUCUGCUUGCGCCUGCCUUUGAUGAACUGACUGCACCUUGCCUGACCGGAACUUGGACGGUCUAUGACUGGGCACCUGCCAUCGCGAUGAUGUCCGUCUUUAUGAUCUUCAUCCUCGAGAUCAUCGCCUUCAGAAUCGGCAGCGCCCGCCUACGCAAGCUCGGUCUUGACAACUACAACGCCCACGAUCACGCGCUCGGGAUCGGUCAUCAUCACGCUGCAGAACAUAACGACCAUCAUACUGGCACCGGACUCAUUGACUCUGCGAGUACGACGCUCAAGAAUGACGAGGCAUCUAAGAUCAUUGAAGAGCCCGGCAAGCUGGAAGAUCCAGAGCAGGGACCGGUCCUGCUCGAAGAUGAUGAGGUCAUCGAUUCCCAGGCAAUGGCUCAAAUACUCGGUGUUGCCAUCCUCGAGUUCGGUGUCAUCUUUCACUCGCUCAUCAUCGGUCUCACACUCGCGGUGACGGACGACUUCAACACACUGUUUGUCGUCAUCAUCUUCCACCAGAUGUUCGAAGGUCUCGGCCUCGGCUCGCGGCUAGCCUUCUUGCCGCUGCCAAAACGAAUGCGCUACGUGCCUUUCAUAGGCGCGAUUGCCUAUGCCGUCGUUACACCACUCGGCAUGGCAUUCGGCCUAGGUUUCAGGGAGACUUACAACCCAGAUUCACCAACAGCAAACAUUGUCUCUGGCAUUCUUGAUGCGCUGUCUGCCGGUAUUUUGCUGUACACCGGUCUCGUCGAAUUGCUAGCGCACGAGUUCAUCUUCAAUGACAAAAUGCGAAACGCUCCGACUGGCAAGCUUGUCAUCUCGCUCGGUACAGUCUGCCUAGGUGCCGCUAUCAUGGCUUUGCUAGGUCGCUGGGCUUGA
Messenger RNA from Mixia osmundae IAM 14324, 1116 nucleotides. RefSeq lists its product as uncharacterized. The transcript is spliced from 2 exons. Bases 1 to 1116 code for a protein of 371 amino acids. The record is from RefSeq and is a predicted model, not a curated record. Gene Ontology annotation, cellular component: plasma membrane. Gene Ontology annotation, biological process: zinc ion transmembrane transport. Gene Ontology annotation, molecular function: zinc ion transmembrane transporter activity. NCBI's taxonomy places the organism in Eukaryota, Fungi, Basidiomycota, Mixiomycetes, Mixiales, Mixiaceae.